ACCUCCGGAUCCACACAGACCUCCGGAUCCACACAGACCUCCGGAUCCACACAAGACCUCCGGAUCCACACAAGACCUCCGGAUCCACACAAGACCUCCGGAUCCACACAGACCUCCGGAUCCACACAAGACCUCCGGAUCCACACAGACCUCCGGAUCCACACAAGACCUCCGGAUCCACACAAGACCUCCGGAUCCACACAGACCUCCGGAUCCACACAGACCUCCGGAUCCACACAAGACCUCCGGAUCCACACAAGACCUCCGGGUCCACACAAGACCUCCGGAUCCACACAAGACCUCCGGAUCCACACAGACCUCCGGAUCCACACAAGACCUCCGGAUCCACACAAGACCUCCGGAUCCACACAAGACCUCUUCCUCAGCCGAGCAGCAGAGCGGAGAGCGUUCCUCUCGCCUUCCCUUUCCCCAUCUCCCACAAAGCUGUGAGGCAUUAUGGGUAACUUGAAGUGCCCGAUAAAGUUCUGCAGGAUGAAAAUGCGGCGUCACCGAGUGUUCUUGCUGUGCACGGUGGGCCUGUGCGUCAUCUCCUUCCUCCACUACUACAAGGCCCUCCACUACGUCUCCCUGCUGCGCGAGCUCUCCGCCCCCUACCCCAACAUCAAGUCCUUCAUCAUGGUGUCCGGAUACUUCUGGAGGGAGAAGGGGGGCGGCGCCACCUCGCUCAGCCCCGCCUCCCCCGAAGAGGCUCCUCCCCUUCCGGUCCUCCGUCCGUCGGACACCAAAGGUCGAGCCGAGGGAGGAGGAGGAGGAGGAGGAGGAGGAGGAGGAGGGAUGGCGGGGGUCGUUGUUGGCAGCGAGGGGCUGGAGAUGAGGUUGAGGGAGGAGCCGGCGCCUCCUCACCCCUGGGAGAAACCGGAGGAGAACCAGCAGGGAGGCGCUCCGAAUGAGGUCGGAGACGAAGACCACUUGAAGCCGCGAGACCCCAGCCGGCCUGCGGGGCCCGACCCCCCGGAGGUCCCGCCGGUGUGGGACGAGAACCUGGACGCGCUUCACAAGCACCCGCUGCCGGACCCCUUGGAGUCCAUGGGGGACCUCCACACCCGCCCACACAAGCUCCAAGAGGACCGGACGCCGUACUUUGUGCGCACCAAAGCCGGAGCGCUGUGUUUCAGGCAGGGCACGGAGGUGGCCACCCAGAAGGAGUACUCGGGGAAACUAGGGGGAAACGGAGGAGGAGGAGGAGGGGACGGCGCUCGAGCCGCUGGGCAAAGGAGACCCCUGGAGGUCCAGCAGCAGUCCUCCGUCGCCCCGAAGGCCAAGGCUCGGUCCAGGAGCGGCGGCAAGCGGCUGGUGAAGUGCGUUUGCCGGCCGGGGUGGCACGGGCCCUACUGCGGCGUGCCCACCAUGGUGUACCACUCCAACCUGCCCACCAAGGAGCGGCUGACGCCUCGAGAGACGCCGCGCAGGGUCGUCAACGCCAUCAACGUCAACCACGAGUUCGACCUGCUGCACGUGCGCUUCCACGAGCUCGCGCAGGCGGUGGACGUCUUCCUCAUUUGUGAGUCCAACUUCACGGCGUACGGAGAGACGCGGCCUCUGAGUUUCCUGCGGCUCCUCCUCAACGGGACGUACGACUACGUCCGUCACAAGAUCCUGUACGUGUUCCUGGACCACUUCCCGGACGGCGGCCGGCAGGACGGCUGGAUCGCCGACGACUACCUGCGCACCUACCUGACGCAGAACGGCCUGUCCCGGGUGGCGGGCGUCCGGCCGGACGACGUCUUCGUCAUCAACGACGCGGACGAGAUCCCGGCUCGCGAGGGCCUCCUCUUCCUCAAGCUGUUCGACGGCUGGACGGAGCCCUUCGCCAUCCACAUGCGCAAGUCGCUCUACGGGUUCUUCUGGAAGCAGUUCGGCUCUCUGGAGGUGGUGUCCGGCUGCACGGUGGGGAUGCUGCGCGGCGUCUACGACGGCGACGGCAUCAAGCUCCGCCGCCGCGAGUACUACACCAUGCCGGGCUUCCGCCGGUACGAGAACGACACGGGCCACAUCCUGGUGCAGUGGUCCGUGGGGAGCCCCUUCCACUUCGCCGGGUGGCACUGCUCCUGGUGCUUCACGCCCGCCGGCAUCUACUUCAAGCUGGUGUCGGCUCAGAACGGAGACUUCCCGCGCUGGGGCGACUACGAGGACAAGCGCGACCUCAACUACAUCCGAGACCUGAUCCGGACGGGGGGCUGGUUCGACGGGUCCCUGCAGGAAUACCCGCCGGUGGACCCCAAAGAGCACAUGUACGCCCCCAAGUACAUGCUGGAGCACUACGACAGGUACAGCUACCUCCUGGAGAACCCUUACAGCAGAGGGCCCCGACUGAGCGAGGGCUAGGGGGGCGGGUACUGGACUACAUCUCUCAUUGGAGUGAGACCACGUGGUUCUCCACCCGGUGGUAAAAAACAACAAAGGGAACACCUCAUGGAGAGGAUACGACCACUGGAUCAACUGAAUCAUAGAUUUCCCUCAUUCCUUCCUUUUUGGGAGGGGGAGGAGCCUAACUAUCUCACUUUUCUCUCUUUCUUCACCCGAAGCCGAUUGGACGCGGCGUUUCUUAGAGAAAGGGGUGGGGUCGUGGAGGCGGGGUUUUUGUUGUUGUUUUUUUUCCUGUCUGUGUUUACUAAAAGCUUAAAGGGACCGGCUGGUGCUCCCGCUCUCUUCCUGUCUUCCUGUCAUACCCGGUGACCUCCUUCCAGAAACGAGACCUUCUCGGGUCUAUAAACCCUGUGAAGCCCACUGCCAAACGAAAUGGAACGGGGCCGCAGCUCAUUCAUGUGCUCGCCUGCUGCACCCGAGUCCGUCCGUGAGGCCGGUGUUUGUGUCAUAACUGUGUUGUUAUUG
Molecule: messenger RNA, 2853 nt
Organism: Cyclopterus lumpus (lumpfish)
Lineage: Eukaryota; Metazoa; Chordata; Actinopteri; Perciformes; Cyclopteridae
Gene: mgat3b
Product: beta-1,4-mannosyl-glycoprotein 4-beta-N-acetylglucosaminyltransferase b
Exons: 5
Coding region: 457-2346 (629 amino acids)
Biological process (GO): N-acetylglucosamine metabolic process; protein N-linked glycosylation
Cellular component (GO): membrane
Molecular function (GO): beta-1,4-mannosylglycoprotein 4-beta-N-acetylglucosaminyltransferase activity
Source: RefSeq, a predicted model, not a curated record